UCUAAGCAACAACUUAACACACUCGUUCAAUUGUUCUUUCCGUUUGCGACAUUUAACACGCUCUUUUGUCUCUCAUUCAUAUACCCUCGCUACAUUAAUCCGAACUGUUUGACUCGACGUCAUUUCACACCACCACCACAAUCUAUCUAUCAAUCCUUCGAAAACUCUUCUUUUGCGAUUGUUGAUGCGGAAACAGAAAGAAAGAUGGAUUUACACCAUUUCCGCGCCCAUCAAGGCUCUUUCUCUCCUUCCAACCCCUCAAACCCAGAACUCACGAUCACGGGAUCGCAAACCAGCAAUUCUCCCACAACAGCACAAACAUUCAUCUACCAACCCAACCCCCUGAUUCCCCAACGCGGCAUCCUGAAAAGCAUCCCUUGGGGCCAAGAAGACCAAGAACUGCAACCACAACCCCAAACCCUCUCCCAAUCAUCCUUCUCCUCACCCCUCGCCUCGCCCUCUCACCUUUUGCCGGGAGGAAUGCCCGUCCCGGGCGCCGUCGGUGGUGGGGGAUUUAGCUACGUGAAGAGUACGAGGAGGAUUACGCCGUAUAGGGGGUUUGCUUAUACGCCUACUCGUAAGUUUCCCCUUCUUUUCCUCUCAUGUGAAAGAAGGUGUGUUGAUAAAAUACCUAGGACCAUCGACGGGACGGCUGUCGAGGAUUACGAUUGGGGAUCCGGAUCGGCAGUGUGGGUUCUGGUGUUGGUUUAUGUUUUUGUUUGCUUGUGCGGCGAUUUUGGGGUUGGGGAGUAUGUGGUUGUUGUGAGUUUCCCCUUUGAUUUCUUGAGUUUGAGUUGGCUGAUAGGUGGGGUUGUAGUCAGGUGUUGAUUUUUGCGCAUCGGGACUGGCCGGCGGAUGAAUGAUUGAGAUGAGGGGGAGUGUGUAGGAUUUAGGAGAGAUAUUAUGAUUGAUGAUAGAUACAUACCCUGUUUUUGUAGUUUGACCAAGUCUUUGGAGCGGUUCUUGUAGGAUAUGAGGUUAGAACACUUAGAGGGAGGGA
Messenger RNA from Mollisia scopiformis, 1000 nucleotides. RefSeq lists its product as uncharacterized. Bases 205 to 828 code for a protein of 207 amino acids. The record is from RefSeq and is a predicted model, not a curated record. The transcript has 2 exons. NCBI's taxonomy places the organism in Eukaryota, Fungi, Ascomycota, Leotiomycetes, Helotiales, Mollisiaceae.